AUCGACGCGCGGGCAUGCGCGAGCGUGACGCGGACGGCGCAGACAGUAAACAGAGCACGCUGACGCUCGUCAAAGGUGGUGCCCCGGGAUGCCAACGCAGCUGGUGUUGGCGCUGCUCGCGGCCACAGCGGCGAGCAUCCUUGCCCGGCCUCCAGAGCCCACGCCGUCUCAAGUGGUGGCGCUGGAGCCCCCACCGCGGGGCCCGCUCCGCCAGCGCGUCCCCAUUCCAGAGUCGCGAGAGUACCUGUUACCGAGGUUCCUGCUGCCACACUUUCUAGGCUACGAUGACAGUCCCCGGAUGCCUCCGCCGCCGCAGCGAACUUUACCCGACCACGAUUGGCUGAAUAAGGAAAUUGAUCGCAUCAAUCAGAUGUCAGGUGAAACUGAAUCCAUCAUGAGGCCAUACGACGACGAUUUGGCCCACUGGAUUGCCCGCGACCCUUAUGUGCAGCGUAUGUUCGAAAAUCCCGUGAAAACGGCUCCUAGCCACAAAUUUGUUCUAGAGUCUAUGAACGAAGCAGAUGAAACCAGAGAGAGACCACGUCUAAUGUUGGCUCCAUCUAUUCAUGAAAUAAAAGGCCUAAACAAACGCCCCGAGAAACCGGCCAGAGAUGAUAGAAAAUCAUUUGCACUCACGCCUCUCGAUAAAGGCUAUUUUGAACCAGACCCGAAUGCGAAAAACCAACGUAAGUAAUAAGUUAUGGAUACACCCAGUGUCGAGGAACCUUUGGCAGCUAUGGUUAAGGAGCCACCUCGGCAAACUCGGCAAAAUCCCAAUCUUAGUCGUACCAAGACUCUUGUCACCGAAAACAUAGACAAACUGAGAAGCGGACUGGCUAAUAAGGACUACCGAUUACCUGUCUCCUUACUGCCAACCAACCUGGGCUGGUUGAAAAUAAAUUCUGUUCAGGAUGAGGAGAGCAACGGCCACGAAGACGGUUUAAUGGCAGAGAAGGGUAGAGAGCACAUUCACGUGCUGGAGGCGUCCAAUAACGACCCCAUAGACCCACUAUUGUUUGCUGCCGUAGGCGGGGCUAUUGCGGCAGCUGUUAGCCUUACCAUCUUCGGAUUCACCUUUGCGUGGUAUACGUUGGCCAAAAAAGCGAAGGCUGCAGCUGACGUGGACUACCCGGCUUACGGAGUGACGGGACCCACGGUAGACGCUACAGGCGACAGGAAACUCGCACACUCGGCGCACAUGUACCAUUAUCAGCACCAGAAGCAGCAAAUCAUUGCGAUGGAAAAUAGGAUAGACGUGGAGCAGCGCCUGGGCUCGGUCGACACCGAGCCGGAGUCGGAGGAGGAGAACGAGGAAGGGGACUACACCGUGUACGAGUGCCCUGGUUUCGCCACGACUGGUGACAUGGAGGUGAAGAACCCGUUGUUCUCCGACGACCCCACCCCGGCCACUCCUGGCAAGUGCGAAGUGGUAAAACCCCAACCCAAGGACUAACUGCAUACCUAAAAUUCUUCCUUCUACAGCUUUGACCUCUUCCUUAAUUCAUUAGGGAUAUCCAAUAACAUGGUUAUAUAGUCCUCUUUUAGUUAUACAGUCUUUCAGUUAACA
Molecule: messenger RNA, 1567 nt
Organism: Cydia strobilella
Lineage: Eukaryota; Metazoa; Arthropoda; Insecta; Lepidoptera; Tortricidae
Product: neural proliferation differentiation and control protein 1
Exons: 9
Coding region: 701-1453 (250 amino acids)
Cellular component (GO): membrane
Source: RefSeq, a predicted model, not a curated record